UCGACUUAGUAGCAAUGACUAGUCAAACCAAUAGUACGCCCAAUCCCGUUCCUGCAUGGAUCGAUGUGUCGUUAUUUGAAAAAAUUAUAAAAGAAAACGUAAAUUUAUAUAAAAAUAUUACAAAAUUUGAAGUGAAGCCGGGAUCGACGGCGGGAGAAAAUUAUGCUACCAUUAUAUUGAAGAUCAAUGUGGAAGUGGAAUUGCAAGAUGGAUCAUCAAAAUCAAUGUCUUUCAUGGUUAAAACUUGCCACGAUUCAGAUAUGAUACGUGAAAUGCUCAAGUCGCACAAUAUGUUUGACGUCGAAAAAGGCAUGUAUGAUGACAUUGUGCCAGCCUUUGAAAAACUUUAUGCCGAUGCUGGAAAGCAGGUCAAUUUUGGUCCCAAAAGCUAUAAACUGGACACCCAAGAGCUUUAUGUGCUACUUGAGAAUCUAUCACCACGAGGUUUCAAAAAUGCCAAUCGACUAGAAGGUCUGGAUAUGGAUCACACAGAAUCUGUCCUAAAGAAAUUGGCACUGUGGCACGCAGCCUCUGCAGUUUAUGCAGAGAAAAUUGGCCAAUAUGAAGAUAAAUACUUGUACAGCAUGUUUCGAGAGGAAACUAAACCCAUGAUGCGAAUGGUGCAGGAAAAAUUCACAAAUACCUUCAUCGAUUGUGCCAAAAGCUAUUCGAACUAUGAGGUGUACCAAACAGACAUGGAAAAGUUUGGCAAAGAGGAUACCGUUGAAGCCAUGUAUCGUAUUACCAAAUUUACUCCCAAGGAAUUCAAUGUGCUGAACCACGGUGAUUGUUGGUGCAACAAUAUUAUGUUUCAAUAUGAUGCCUUUGGCAAAAUCAAAGAAACUUACCUCAUUGACUAUCAAAUGCCCAAAUAUGGCACACCUGCCCAGGAUCUGUACUACUUCAUAUUGUCCUCUACUAAUUUGGAAAUCAAAUUAAAGAAGUUCGAUUACUUCAUUAAAUUCUACCAUAGUCACUUGAGUGAAAAUUUGAAAUUGCUUAAAUACUCCAAGCCUAUACCAAAGCUUAGCGAGCUGCACAUAAUGCUUUUCAAAUAUGGCUUGUGGGGUUUAUCAUCUGCUGGCGGUGUGAUGGGAGUAGUACUCUUGGACCCCACGGAAAAUGCCAAUCUCGACAAUUUCAUGGGUGAUGGUAAUGAGGGAGAUGCAUUCAAGCGACUAAUGUUUAGCAACGAUCGCUAUCGCAAGCAUAUUGAGGCCAUACUACCUUGGCUACAAGACCGUGGAGCCUUCUGCUUUUAGAAUUUGUACCUGUUAUUUUAUUUACGCUUAUAUAUUAAUUAAAUUUUUUAUAAUUACAU
Molecule: messenger RNA, 1321 nt
Organism: Stomoxys calcitrans (stable fly)
Lineage: Eukaryota; Metazoa; Arthropoda; Insecta; Diptera; Muscidae
Exons: 3
Coding region: 15-1262 (415 amino acids)
Source: RefSeq, a predicted model, not a curated record